AUGGUCGGUCAGAGAAGAUCUGGAGCAUCCUCACGGUCGGCUAACAUAAGGCAGGAAUCAAACAGUUAUCGAUGCACGACAGAGGAAGACCUGGUGAACAUCCCCAGUGAGAGCAGUGGUUGGCCAACUGGUCUUCUCAUAGGUGACUCUAUUUCAGAGAACGAGAUCCUGUUCAGUAGCGCAUCAGAUGUUGGCAACAAUGACAGCUCACAUAUAAUAGAUAUACAAACAAAACUUUCUGAGAGAGCUUUGGAGUUGCUGGCCCUUCCAGAAGAUGAACCUGCUAUCCUUUUAGACAUCGGAUGUGGCUCCUGUCUAAGUGGCGAAGUCUUGACGGAAAACGGACAUACAUGGAUUGGAAUUGACAUCAGUUCUGCUAUGUUAAAUAUAGCGCGUGAAAGAGAAUGUGAAGGUGAUUUGGUUUUGGGCGAUAUUGGGGCUCCCAUGCCUUUCCGAAGUGGUUCGUUUGACGGCGCCAUCAGCAUCUCAGCAGUCCAGUGGCUUUUCAAUUCGGAUAAAGCGACUCACAACCCGAUUCGACGAAUAAGGACCUUUUUUGGAUCAUUAUACUUUUUCGUUCUCGACGUCGGUCCCGGACGCAAUGUCCCGCAGGCCUUGUCGGAUGAGUCAGCGUCGAACAGCAUCAACAUAGUUGCUCGAGAUCGGUUAGAAGUCCUUCGCGAGGUGCGCGCUUCCAAACGUCCACCGAAAAAAAGCACUGCGUGGAUAAAGCACAAGAAAGAGGUUGCUCGGCAGCGCAUGAAAGAAGUGGCUCAUGACUCACGUUACACGGGGCGUAAGCGACGUCCCAAAUUUUGA
This is a messenger RNA of Dibothriocephalus latus, 819 nucleotides long. NCBI's taxonomy places the organism in Eukaryota, Metazoa, Platyhelminthes, Cestoda, Diphyllobothriidea, Diphyllobothriidae. The record is from the annotation of a GenBank genome assembly.